Orbilia oligospora ATCC 24927 is the source of this 777-nucleotide messenger RNA. RefSeq lists its product as uncharacterized. NCBI's taxonomy places the organism in Eukaryota, Fungi, Ascomycota, Orbiliomycetes, Orbiliales, Orbiliaceae. The record is from RefSeq and is a predicted model, not a curated record. The transcript has a single exon. Bases 1 to 777 code for a protein of 258 amino acids.
AUGAACCAAGAUCAAUAUGCCUGGGCCGCUCCCCCGCCGAGUUAUCACGAUUUUACUGGAACAGGCGCCGGGGCUUCAAGACCCCCAGCUUCCCGGACUGAGCACCCUGUCGAUACCAAGGAAGAUUUCCAGGACGCCGGAAGUGCAGCAGGCCUUCCACAGCUACCCGGUUAUUCGACGUACACCGUUGAGUUCGCAAAGGGCAGUUUUCACAUGGACUAUCUCAUCAAAGACGACGCGGAUAAACCCUUCCUAUACGUCGAUAAUAAAGCUUUCCCAUCUACAUUUCGUGGCGGGAGACCGGAUGUUAUAGUACACGAAGGUGGUGACAAUACUGGCCCUAUAGUAUUCGCAUCCCGGAGUAACAUCAUUGGAAACUGCCAUGAGCUAUGCUUCGGUGACCCAGCCAUUAGUUCUCGAUUUACCGAAUUGAAAUUGAAAAACUGGGUCUCCCUGACAACGACAUGGUCGCCUCCUGAUAGCGAGAAGAAAUAUAAGUUUGAGCGAAUGUACGGGAAAGAAGCUGAAGCGCUUGGAGGACGAAAAACGAGCCUUCUUAGUCUCAAGCUCACGGAUGUCGAAAACGGUGAAAUAAUGGCAACAUACCUAAAUGACGGAUUUCAAACCUGGAGAAAAGCCGGAACCUACCAAAUCAAACAUAAUCCAGCUAUAGGAGAUGAAUGGGACAAGUGGGUGAUAUGCGUCUGUGGGGUUUUGACGGAGAAGGAACGCAGGUCUAGAAGAUGGAGGUCUCACGGCGGUGGUGGCGGACCGUAA